UGGCUGUGCGUGCCUAGCAAUGUGGUAACGACUCCAAAACUAAUAAUAUUUCUGAUUGGAAUAUCACCUACUCGAUCUUUGUUUUCACAAUGUAAAACAGUCAGGGAAAGUGCACAGAAAAGCAUGUAUGGCGCGAAGCACAGUGGAAACUUUGUUCAAGAAAAACAGUAAAUUAGAAAGCUUUUUAAAAAAAUCCCUGAACGAUGAAACAUAUGAGAGAGUGCGUGCCUAUGAAUCUUGCAUUAUUGUUUCGGAGAAGGAGAAUAAAGCGUUGAAAUAUGCUAUUUUGGGUGACGAAUGGAUAUAUCUUACUGAAAACCCACCUAAAAAUGUAGUAGAAGAGGUUUCUUUAAAAGAUAUAAUUUCUGUAGAUCAUGUAAAUGACUAUCCUGACUUCCUGUCAGGCGAAGAAAGAGAAAACACACAACAUUUGGUUGUCACUUACUGGACAAGUGAUUCUAAAAGACGAUCAAUACGACGCUCUAAGAGAUCUCCACGACCUGGAUCUGCAGCUACAGAAGGGGAUAGAUCAAAUGCUUCAACUCCACUUGGGUUUGCUUCUUCACAUGACUAUGGGAACCUAUCUGAAGAUUAUGGAUAUAUCACACAGAGUAUGUCAAGUUUACAAGUCAGUGGUAGGCCAGAUAGUAGAGGAUCAAUUGGGUCAGUCAGGGAGACAAAAGGAGGCAGUAAGAAGAAAAAAAGAUUUAGUGAAAGCCUAGAAGAUAGUUUCAUUCUAAAAUCUUUGAAAGAAGAGAGGGAAGACCAUUUGUUGGAUAUUGAGGAGAACAAUGAAUUAAAUCUUUCAACUAACUCUUAUCUACAGAAGCCAUUACCAAAGCGAGAAUCUGGAAAGAACAAAAGACUUCGGAAACCUUCAGGGGAGUCUGUGAAAUCCAAUGAAACCAUCUCAAGCAGACAGGGGUCAGUAAGACCAUUACCUAAUUUACAAAAGAAAAAUGCUUUUGAUACAUCUCAGGCAGACCAAAAAUCUGGUAUAACUGAGAAAUCUGAAUUAGUACCAAAUAAUGAAAUAGAAAAUCCUAAUAAAGCAAGCCUGUGUUGUUGUUUCCAUGGUAAAAACAAAAUAAUUCCAUCAUGUGGGCAUGGAGAUGAUACAACUGAUGAUUAUUAUGAAAAAAAGCCCAUAGAAAGCAUGGAAAGAAAAGUGCCUAUAAUAAGUACUGAAUAUCCCAUCAAGGAUGGCCAACCACCAGAUAUAAAUAUAGACAUUACUUCAGAUAUUGCUAAGGGGAUGAGGGGGUCUGUUUUAUCUGUACAGGAAACUGUUCAGUCUCGACGGUCUUCAAUCACUACUCUCAAGGGAGGUAAUUCCAGAGCAGGAACACCUGCCUUAGAAGGGGAAGCAACUCGAAGUAUGAGUUUACUUGGCAUUAAUCAAUCUACAUCAGACCUAGGGAGUUCAGUGAAUGGUUUGUUGCUAGGAACAGAAAGUCCUGGAGAGAGACGCAAGAUGGUACUCAACAUUUAUUUGCUCAACCUUCAUUCACCAAUGCUCAUGUUAAUAAGAAGUGCAUGGAGUAAUUAUCUCAUUAGGUGUACCUUGAUGUUAUAUCCCGAUUAUGAAAAAGCCUUUAGAUCCAGUAUUGUUAGAGGUCAACAGAUUCAAAGAGAGAAGAUGGAAGCUUUGUUCAACCAGCUAAAAAGAGAGUUACUUAAUCCUGAAAACACAAUGGAAGAUUCAUUUAAUUUACUUAAUGAACUUAGGGUUGCUACAGAAAGAAACUUUGCAUUAAAGAAAAUGUUUUGGAAGAAUACAGACAUGUUUUUGUUCCUUGUAAACCAGUUGCAACAUUAUCUACCAAAAUCACCAGUCAAUAUAAACACUGAGCAUGGAAGAAGUCAAAGAUGUGAUGAAUUAGAGCUAACUAUCUUGCUAACGGAAAUAAUGAGCUUAAUGUUCAGAGAAUCUGAGAUAAUUCCUGCGAGGAUACAAACAUUAAAGGCAGAAAGGGGAAGACCUGUGUUCGAUCUUUUGAAAGUCUUGAUAUGUACCCCUGAAGUUCCUGAAAAAAUGGCAGCACCCAGUGAUAGUGAUAGAGAGAUUGAUAAGCAAGUAUUAGAGUUUACCAAAGUUGCAUUGCAAGCAGUUUUUGAAUUGUUUCUCAUGGCUAAACAGGCAAACUGGGGAUUUAAUGAAGGGAAUUUCUUCAACAUUAGUUGGAUGGUAAAAACAUUAGAAGAAAUGAGAACUGUGGAACUAUUUGUGGAAAAGACAAUUGACAUAAUGAUGAAAAUGAUUAGACCUCCCAGAACAGAUGUUUUAUCACCCAGUGAAGCUGUAUUGCUAUACUCUAUAUUCUCAGUCUUACAGACAUUACUUGAAUAUAGUCCCAAAAUAGCCAAUUAUAUCAAAUCUCAUUAUCAUGAAGAAUUUAAAUAUUUUGUGCAGGCACCUUCAAUAAUGAAAAAACUGCCAUCCAACUAUCCACUAUAUAACCUGACACUAAGCCUGCUAGAUAAAGUGAUGAAUAUGGUUGUUGAGGCUCAAACAACAUUAUCAUUUCCCAAAUCACCAAGAUAGUGUACAGCAUAGAAUGUUUGAUUAAGAUUGACAAUUUUCUAUAGGAAUUGAAAUUCUAAAAUAGUGAAUGUCAUGAUUUCCAAUAGAAGAUAAACAUUUAGCACAUUGAACUGGUAUUAUUAUUAUUUUACACAAGGUAACCACAAUCUUGUUUUACUGGUAGAAUAUAAAGUUCUUGUGGAAAUUUAACAUGAGGAAAAUAUAUAACACAUAAAUAUAAGUAACUGUUAGCUCAUGUGUGAAUCAUCUAUUUUGUUUAUUUAUAAGGAUGUAUGGUUUAAUAUUGACAAUUAAAGAGUAAAUAUGAUAUAAUA
Molecule: messenger RNA, 2859 nt
Organism: Mytilus californianus (California mussel)
Lineage: Eukaryota; Metazoa; Mollusca; Bivalvia; Mytilida; Mytilidae
Exons: 13
Coding region: 128-2545 (805 amino acids)
Source: RefSeq, a predicted model, not a curated record